UCGUUCGUUUCGCGUGUGUGUCGUUUAUUUAUCAUUUUCGAUAUUUUCUACACUUUUGUCUGCUUUUCGUAAGUUCUUCUUGUCUCUGGUGGUGUGCAGGUUUAGAUUAUUCGGCACGGGUUUAGAGAACAAAGAAACCCGAGCAGCUGUGUCCCAUCCCACAACACAAUUAGCCCGAGUCCACCGAGUUUCCAAACACCGCGCCGCGAGUGCACCCCGUCAGCAACAGAAGUCACAUUUUCUGGCCCCGCGCCGCGAAAAGCGUCGCACCGCGGCGACACACCACCCUCGCGCCGCGAUGGCCCCCCGUCUCGGACAGAAGCCUCUUUCUCUGGCACCACGCCGCGGCAGGAAUCGUGCCGCGGAGAAACAUCACCAACACGCCGCGAGGGUGCCGCGUCCCGAACUGCAGCUCAGCUCUUCCCAGGCGUUGCGCCGCGGCAUGCAUCACGCCGCGGCAAACUCCUCUACCACGCCC
This is a messenger RNA of Striga hermonthica, 478 nucleotides long. Lineage: Eukaryota; Viridiplantae; Streptophyta; Magnoliopsida; Lamiales; Orobanchaceae. The record is from the annotation of a GenBank genome assembly.